This is a messenger RNA of Pimephales promelas (fathead minnow), 2752 nucleotides long. It is a transcript of the gene klf11b, whose product is annotated as Kruppel like factor 11b. Gene Ontology annotation, biological process: regulation of transcription by RNA polymerase II. Gene Ontology annotation, molecular function: RNA polymerase II cis-regulatory region sequence-specific DNA binding; DNA-binding transcription factor activity, RNA polymerase II-specific. NCBI's taxonomy places the organism in Eukaryota, Metazoa, Chordata, Actinopteri, Cypriniformes, Leuciscidae. The record is from RefSeq and is a predicted model, not a curated record.
AUACAUUUUUUUUUAAUGAGUUGCUUGUGAUUUACUGACACUGACUGGUCAUUGCUGAUUCAGUAUGGUAAGGGAACUGAGGCGAAUGACGUCAACUCUUACUUAAUGUUACAUUUUAACUGUAUUUAUCACCAAUAAAUGUUACAAUGUAUAACAUUGUAAAGUUCUGAAAACAUACAGCCGUCUUCGAGUUGACUGGCCCUGUUAUAGUAAACAAUACGCAUCUGUUGUAGUCUACUACAUUCAGUUUUAGUGGACACCGUUAUUCCUGUUGGCUUCAUUUAACCCUCAAUUUGGCAACCAAGAAAUCAUUUUGCGCAAUUUUGUAUCUUAAUUCUCUUGUCUUGCAUUUAUUUAUAGUUUUUAAUACAGUCACUCACUCCCUCUCUCACACAAGCAGACACUUUUAUCAUGUUUUUUCUUAGUCUCUUUUGUUGUUAUUCUAUUUUUCACAGUGGAUUUCUUGUGUUAUAUUUAUUAAACUUUAAAUAUUAUAUUUGGUAAGAGUGAUGUCUUUAAAAAAAAUCACGAUUCUCAAUUAAACUUAGAAAAAUGCAAAAGAGAAGUGGUCUUUUGGAACCCACUUUAACAUCCCACCUGUGCAUUGUAUUAUGUAAAACAGUGAGGCUGGUUGAGAUGUGCAGAAGUCAAUCAGGUGUGCAGGACCUGUUGACACUGCUUUUAUUAAAAAAAAAAAAAAAAAAAAAAAAAAAACUGCAUGCAUGUUUACUACUGGUGUUAUUUCUCUGAAGAGCAUUGGCUGGGAGGAGCUUUCAGUCAACGUUUUCUGGCCUCUGGCACUGCUCCCGUGUCUAUCAGGGGGUUUCAAGUUUUGCUCACAGCCAUUUCACAUGGCCAGCUUGUGAGGACGUCACUGUUUUGGCUUUAUUUGGCAGUGGGAGUUGACUUCAGCACUAAUGAUAGAGGGUCCCUGCAGACGGGCUGCAAUAAAAAGGGCUCCUCUGUUAAAACUGUCUUACUGCUUUGGGAUCCAUGAAUAGAUAAAGACUUGAGAAAGACUCAUUCAGACCCACCCAGCAGCUGAGCUGGAGCUCGGAUGGAGGACUGUGAGGAUUUUCUGGAAGGGAAAAAGCACAGUGAGCACUCUUCGUGCAGUGUUCUGGAAUACAAUGAUCUUGAGGCUGCUGAAGCUCUGGUCUACAUGAGCUUCUGGAGUCAGAUGUCUCCAAAACCCAACACCUUCAAACCUCGCCCUCUCACACCAGCUUCAGACUCCUGCGAUUCUUUCCCGCCCCCCGAACCACCAGAGAUCCAGAGGGACUUCGUCUCGCUCUCCUCACUGUGCAUGACCCCACCACACAGCCCCAGCUUUACUGAGACCUCCAACACCACAUCAGUGCCGGCCUCCCCAUCACCACUUACCCGCUCCUGUCUCAGCCUCCCCAGCCCGAGAUCUGCAUGCCCCACCAUGGCCUCCAUCACUCAGGACCCCACAGAAAAGACCGCACCCCUGCCUUGCAGAGCCAUGGCAACCAGCGUAAUACGGCACACGGCCGACAGCUCCCUGUAUCAGAACAUUCCACAAAAGACUGUUCCUUCAUCAUCAUCGCCCACCCUGACCUGCCAAACCCAGACCGACAACAUGCCACCAUGCCAAAACAGCAGCAGACUUCCUUCUAAGGAUGAUAAGUGCUUCAUUACAUCAUCUCCUCAGCCACCGCCCCCAACCUCUAGUCCACCAAUCAUAUGCCAGAUGUUCCCGGUGGGCCAACCUGGAGUCAUCUCAGCGACGUUCAUUCAGAAGCCCAGCCCUGGGGUGAAGUCUAUCUUGCCACAGCCGCUCCUGAUGGGCUCUCCGGUGCCUCAGGGGACGGUGAUGUUCGUGAUGCCCCAGUCACCGGUGUCUUCGGCUCCACAGUGCCAACAGACUGUUAUGACACUAGGCAACACCAAGCUCCUGCCUCUGGCUCCCGCGCCUGUUUACAUGCCCUCGGGGCAGAGCAGCAUCACGCAGGUCGACUUUUCCCGCAGGCGCAACUACGUCUGUAAUUUCCCUGGUUGUCAGAAGACCUAUUUCAAAAGUUCUCACCUAAAGGCGCAUCUCAGAACCCACACAGGAGAGAAACCUUUUAGCUGCAACUGGGAUGGCUGCGAUAAGAAAUUCGCACGCUCCGAUGAGCUCUCUCGGCAUCGGCGAACGCACACGGGCGAAAAGAAGUUUGUCUGCCCGGUGUGUGAUCGAAGGUUUAUGCGAAGCGACCACCUCACCAAGCACGCACGGCGACACAUGACCACCAAGAAGAUCCCAUCCUGGCAAACAGAGGUGCGGAACCUUAACAAGAUCACCGCUGCCAAGGCCUUGCCCACUGGCACAGCACUACCGGUCAGCAUGUUGCUGCCAGCCUCAAACUGACUUUGAUGGAGACUGAACUCUAAACCCUCACCAAUGUUAUGCAGGGACUCAUGUUAUGAGGGCAAGGCUGCUUAUUCUCUCAUGGGCAAAAACGUUAUUAUGCACUGGACUCCUGUCUUCUUUGCUGCACAUAUUUCACACAUUUUGUUUACUAUUGUGUAAAAGAUUUAUGCACUCUUUUUGCCAGUCUUUGUACUAUGUUUGUCUUAAAUUUUCUUACUUUUUCCUCUUCAUUUUUUUUGUACAUAUCUAAUGGAAAUGUAUGAUGUAUGCUAAACUACACAAAAUUUGAAAAAAGAAUUUAUAUAUAUACUACACUGUGAUUAUCAUAUAAUACAUUUAUUUAAUACUCCUUUUUUAUUAAACAAUGAAGAUUAA